This is a messenger RNA of Dacryopinax primogenitus, 1197 nucleotides long. RefSeq lists its product as uncharacterized. The record is from RefSeq and is a predicted model, not a curated record. The coding region runs from base 1 to 1197 and encodes 398 amino acids. The transcript is spliced from 3 exons. NCBI's taxonomy places the organism in Eukaryota, Fungi, Basidiomycota, Dacrymycetes, Dacrymycetales, Dacrymycetaceae.
AUGCUACCUGACACCUUCCAUGGUGGAACCCCCUUGGGUGGCACAGUCAAUCAUCACCUCAACACCUUUGAUGUAGGAGGAGGAAAUGAGGGGGAUGACACAGUCAAUCAUCACCUCACCACAUCCAAUGUUGGAGGGAGACCUCUUGUGGGCGGCACAGUCAAUCAUCACCUCAUCUCCUCCGAAGCUGGAGAAGCUGUCCUCAAGGACGACACAGUCAAUCAUCACCUCAUCUCCUCUGAAGCUGGAGGAGGUGACCUCACGGACGGCACAGUCAAUCAUCACCUCACCACAUCCAACGUUGCAGGGAGACCUCUUGUGGGCAGCACAGACAAUCAUCACCUCACUGACAUACCUGGUGAAGCACCAUUCGAUCAUGUCAUGUUCGACUCACAGGUCGGACUUAUCUCCUACGAUACCUACGACCCGAUGCUUCUCCUGCGCCUGCAAAGCUUCUUCAAAGGAGCGGAGCUUGUCGAUGUUGUGUUUCAGCUCACUGAUUUGCCACUCUCAUGCCUCGAGGAAGCCUUCGAUGGAUUCAAGCAGCAUCACAAGGAUAUCCUGAUGCCCUCCCCGAGGACGUCACCUAAGGUAGCCUCCAAGCAUGGCGAAAAGAUGGGCCUUGCCGAAUACCAUUCGCGCCUUGCUGGGGCUCACUUUGUCGAUACGGUGUAUGACGCGAUGACCGCGCUUGCGAUAUCUUGGAGGAUGUGUGGCACAGUGCGACCAAAGCAUGGCGCACUGACCCGUAUCAUGCCUCUCAUCAACAGUGCUGCCUGUCAAUCUCAUCCUGAUGAGGGUGCUCUCGCCAUUGUGGACUGCUUUGAUGCCCUGAAGGACAAUGUCAUUAUUGAGCUCCGAGUUUACGCCGGAGAGCCUGCUAGGUUGCAGAACGCUCGUAGCAAGAUCGUCGCAUUCUGGAACGAGGUGCAGCCCGUGUUGUCUCUCUAUGACCCUGUCGACGUUGCAAGACUCGAGACGCAAGUCAGAGACAUGCUUGACCAGAUAGACCAGUCCAUGGUUAAGCCAGUGGACAACAUCCCCAGAGCGAAACCACAGGUUGUAACUCGACAUAUGGCCAAGGCCGGUCGACCUCGGCUCGAAAUCGAUGCUCAAAUGUUGAGGGGGAUGUAUCUAUACUCUUCAAAGGCUGCAUCUGCUGGACUUCUCAGUGUCUCUGAGAGAACAAUAGUGUGA